AUGGCUAUUAAACUUGAUCUUUCAAAAGCUUUCGAUAUACUUGAGUGGUCCUUCAUCAUUGUUGUUUUUAAAAAGUUGGGAUUCUCUGAAGUUUGGUGUCAUUUGAUAUAUCAGUGUAUCAGCACAGUGUCUUACUCAGUGCUGAUCAAUGGCUCCCCUAGUGAAUCUUUUCUGCCUUCUCGGGGUAUUAGGCAAGGGGAUUGUCUUUCUCCCUAUAUCUUCAUUCUUUGCAUGAAGGUUUUGUCUCAGCUGCUCUCUAAAGCUGAGGAAGAUAAGCUUAUUCAAGAUGAUUGCAUGAUGUUUUGUAAAGCUUCUGUCACUUAUGCAAAGAAUAUCAUUAAAGUUAUCAAUGUUUUUGCUAAGGCAUCAGGUCAGGCAAUUAACUUCGAUAAAUCUGGGUUUAUAACUAGUGGGAAAAUGCAUCAUAAACUCAUCAAGAUAUUAUCUAAGACCCUUAAUAUGAAGUUUCUUAGUAGUUCUGAAAAGUAUUUAGGUACUCCUUUAUUUAUUGGCAAGGACAAGACUAAAUCUUUUAGCUUUCUUAUUGAUAAUUUCUAUGCUAGACUUAAUUCUUCGAAAAAAUCCAACUUGAACAUUGCUGGUAGAACAAUGGUUACUAAACAUGUGUUAUCUAGCUUGUCUGUUUAUCAUAUGGCUUGUUUUCCUCUUCCUACAAAGGUCACUAGGAAAUCUAAACUAAAUGGUGGUUUGGGUAUUAGGAAUUCCUAUGUUACUAAUAGAGUUUUCAUUUGCAAGCUGGGUUGGAGAAUUAUGAAGAAUCAGAAUAGUUUGCUUUCUAGAUUUAUUCAGAAUAAAUAUUUCCCUAAUCAGAAUCUUUUGGAAAUUGAUAAGGCGGCUGACUCUUCUUCGUGGUUGUGGAAAGGCAUUGUUAAGGGUCUGAAAUUUAUUAAGGAUAAUACAGUGAUUAAAAUAAAUAAUGGGGCUUUCACUCCUAUUUGGAAUGCUCCCUGGAUUCCAGGGAUUUCUUUACCUCCUACUCCUUUGAAUCCUAUUUGCAAUAACUAUACUUAUGUGUCUGAACUUAUUGACUAUCAUCACAACUGUUGGAAUGUUCCUCUUCUGAACCUCUUAUUCUCCCAUGAUGAUGUUAUUAGGAUUUUAUCUAUUAGAUUAAACUUGUUGCAGCCGGACUCUCUUAAGUGGGCUCAUACCAGAGAUGAAUCUGUUAUGCAUCUUUUUGUAAACUGUCCUGUUGUUUCUCGUAUUUGGUUUGGUCUCUCCCUUCAACAUUUGGUUACUACUGAUUUGGAAUGGUUAGAUGAUAUUUUCCUAUAUUGGCAUGACUCAAGUCUGGGUAUGUCUCCUUUUAAAGUUGGUUGGCCUAGUGUAGGUGCUAUUGUUAUGUGGUGUGUCUGGAAAUUGAGGUGUGACGUAAUCUUCAAGAAUGUUACUCUGGAUAUGAACAGGAUCAUUGUGGAUAUCAAGAGAAUGCUUAAUUCUUACAUUGCUCCGCAGAUUAGUGUUGUUGUUUGUUUUGAUGUCAAAAUUCCACAGUCUAAAGUGGAGCAUUUUAUGUUUAUAGAUGGUUCUUUCAAGGAUUUUAAAUUUGGUAUCGAUGUUAUUUGGUGUGAUGUUGCAGGGAAUGUAAGAAAGACGCGCUCGGACUUUGGGUUGAUCCAAGAUGCUGUGGGAGCUGAAGCUACUGCGCUUUUGUUGGCUAUCUCUUGGGCAAAAGAGAUGAAUCUUCCCAAAGUGGUGUUUGUUAGUGAUUGUCUUCAUCUGGUCAAUUUUGUUAACGGCUGCAACUCUUCAGUGGAUUGGAGAAGCCUGGACCUUUUGGAGCUUUGUCGGAGUUCAAUUUCUAGUUCAGUUUCUUUUAAACUAAUGUAUAUAAAGCGGCAGAAUAACCCGUUAGCGGACCGGCUUGCGCGUCGGGCUAGGAAAAACAAUCUCAAGGGUUUAUGGUUUUCUCUUCCAAAUUUUCUUAAUAAUAUGUGUAGGAAGACAAACCUUAAUAUACUUUGUAACUCUCUUCUUACUUAA
Messenger RNA from Papaver somniferum (opium poppy), 2004 nucleotides. RefSeq lists its product as uncharacterized. Gene Ontology annotation, molecular function: nucleic acid binding; RNA-DNA hybrid ribonuclease activity. NCBI's taxonomy places the organism in Eukaryota, Viridiplantae, Streptophyta, Magnoliopsida, Ranunculales, Papaveraceae. The coding region runs from base 1 to 2004 and encodes 667 amino acids. The record is from RefSeq and is a predicted model, not a curated record. The transcript is spliced from 4 exons.